AUGGGCAAUUUCGAUUACAGGGUGAAGUAUAGAAAACAUAUACAAAAAAAGUACCAACUAAUAAAAGACAGGAACGCUUGUCUUGGUGAGAAUGUGAAUCUAAACAGCAGAUACACAAAGCUGAUUAUUGUUAACAAAUAUCGUCAUGAAAAGCAGAGAGAACAUGAAAUAAUGGCAGUGGGACGGAGACAUGCAGAAAUCAUGAAUGAACAAGCUCAUUCUUCAAUUACCAUAGAUACUUUAUUUAAACCUGAUGAAGAUGGACAAACGCCACAAAUUGUUGUGCUGCUGGGAGCUGCAGGGAUUGGGAAAACAAUGACAGCAAGGAAGAUCAUGUUGGACUGGGCAGCUGGAAGACUCUAUCAGGAGUUUGACUAUGUUUUCUACAUAAAUUGUAGGGAAAUGAACCUUCUUACUAAGCAGGGAAACAUGGCUGACAUGAUUUUAAAACACUGUCCCAAUAAUAAUGCCCCAAUUAAACACAUUCUGGAAAAUACAGAAAAACUUCUGUUCAUAAUUGAUGGUUUCGAUGAACUGAGAUUUUCCUUUGAUCAGCCAGAAGAUAACUUGUGCUCUGAUCCCUGGGAGAAGAAGCCAGUGGAAAUCAUACUGAGCAGUUUAUUUAGGAAAACAGUUCUCUCUGAAUGCUACUUAAUAAUCACUACAAGACCAACUGCUCUGGAGAAACUCAGGCAGUUUUUGGAAUAUCCACGUUAUGCAGAGAUCCUGGGAUUUUCCAAGGAAGACAGGGAGGAAUAUUUCAACAAAUUCUUCAGAGAUGAAAAACAAGCAACAACAGCCUUUAACUUUGUAUGUGAAAAUGAAAUUCUCCUUACCAUGUGCUUUGUCCCCAUUGUAUGUUGGAUCAUCUGCACGGUUCUGAAACAACAGAUGGAAAGGGGUAAAGAUCUUAAUAACCUGGGGGCCCAGUCCUUUCCCGUCACCUCAUUCAAGAUGGUGGGAUUGGAGAAAUGCGAUUUCACAGCGGCGUGUUGCGGGGAGCUCUCCUCCGCUCUCAGCACCAGCCGGACCCUGGCUGAGCUGGACCUGCGGGAGAACAAACUGGAAGAUUCCGGAGUGAAGCUGCUCUGUGAGGGGCUGACACAGCCAGCCUGCAACCUGCAGAAACUGGUCUUGUCCAAGUGGCAUGUAACCAAAGAAACACAGGCAGAGCCGGAUGCUGUGAAAAAGAUAAAACCUGAUCUGGUCAUAGAGAGAUAG
This is a messenger RNA of Terrapene triunguis (Three-toed box turtle), 1221 nucleotides long. RefSeq names its product NACHT, LRR and PYD domains-containing protein 3-like. NCBI's taxonomy places the organism in Eukaryota, Metazoa, Chordata, Testudines, Emydidae. Gene Ontology annotation, cellular component: cytoplasm. The record is from RefSeq and is a predicted model, not a curated record. The transcript is spliced from 5 exons. The coding region runs from base 1 to 1221 and encodes 406 amino acids.